This is a messenger RNA of Caenorhabditis remanei, 1155 nucleotides long. RefSeq lists its product as uncharacterized. The record is from RefSeq and is a predicted model, not a curated record. Bases 1 to 1155 code for a protein of 384 amino acids. Lineage: Eukaryota; Metazoa; Nematoda; Chromadorea; Rhabditida; Rhabditidae. The transcript is spliced from 8 exons.
AUGAAAGAUAUCGACAUGUUGUACCGAGAGCUCUCAGCUCAAAUAGAGGAGAAGCCGAGCCUAGAAGACGCGCAGUUGAGCAGGAAAGCAAGAUAUUUUCAGAGGAGAUCGAACCGCCCGGAUUCUGAAUCGAACUCGAAAAAGAAGCCCAGAUACCGUUCCAGCACGGUUUCUGAAUCAUCAGACGACGAGAUGCCGACGCCGAAGCCGAAAAUUCGACGAGAAACGAAGGAGCCCGAUCGGAAAAUCGUUCGAAUUGUUCUAAGUGACGAUGACGAUGAGAAGCCGUGCUCAAGUCAAAGCGAUUCAGAUGACGACAUCGAAUUCUUAGAAGAAAUCAGACCGGUCGAAAAGUAUACCAUAAAAUUCCGAUCCGAUCCACUCGCCGGUCGUCUCCCAAAAUGGUACCACAAAAGAAAGGCUCAAAGAGCAGCCGAAGAUUUGAUAAUAGCGGAAAAACGGGCGGUACGAAGGAAGUUGGAGGCAGAAGAGGCGGAAAAAGAGGCGGAGCUUGAAAGGAAAGCGGAAGAAGAAGAGAGAAUCGAGAGAAGACGUCUCAGAGAUCGACUGAGACAUCAGAAGAAACGAGAAGAGGCGAAGAGGGAGAGAGAGGCUUCUGAAGGUGUCACGACGUCUUCUGAAAAGAAGAGAAUAGUGAAGAAAACGUCGGAGGAAUCGGAAGAACCGACUCGAAAGCUGCGGAAGAGAGCGCCGAAAUAUCAGAUAACUGAUCCAUCUCUGGACCCAUCGAAGAUCUCACUGGAUGCACCAGACAAGAUUCCAUGGGCGAACAAUGUGAAGAGAUGUGAAGGUAACGAUUCUCCUCCGCCGCUCCCCUCCACGACUAUGACAACUCCAUGCCCUUCACUCCCGACGUCACCGAAUUCUGAAGAAAAUGCUCAGAAUCUUCUGAAUGAUUUAGAUGAAAUGGAGAAUGUCGGCGUCAAUACUGAGCUCAUUUUGGUGGAUCAGACUCCGCCCCCAAACAACCCAUUCGACGACAUCAACGAGCCGUUGUUCUUCGAAGAAGACGGAGACUUGAUCCAUAUUCCAGACGAGGAAAUCACCGAUACGUUCUUAUCGUUCAUGAACGACGAUCAGGUUGCAGUCGAAGAACUUGAUAAAUACAUUCUGCCAAAUGUAGAAAUUGACUAG